AUGGCUUGGUCGACCACCACCACCGUCGCGCUGACAUGCGUGCUUUUCCUUCUCUUCACCCGCCCUGUCCACGCCUUCGGGGCUGGCAACAUUGCUUCCGUAUCUAAGAUAGAGGGCCAGAAUUGGCGCCAUGGCGAUAUCGAGGAUGCGAUCCUGACGUUGAUGAUGGCCCGCUUCGGCGGGCGGGAAGAGUUUUUCAAAACUCCAGGGUUCAGCGUAUUUAUUUUGGAAAUUGGCUUUCGGGCUCUCGACAUUGGUACUUUGAAAUAUGUCUCUGCAGAGACUAUUAGGCUUCUCCUUUGGGUCUUGGGAAUCAUGACUUUUGGGUACGGCACGGGAGAGUUUGAGGUUACUCUGGACCGCAUCGGAUGUUACCAACCUACCGAGCAUAUCGAUAACCCAUUGGGAUAUGGCGAGGGUCAAGACGCACGCCGAUAUUAUAGGCACCUCAGAGGCCCUGUUGACGAAGAGAGGGAGUUAGGCGUCGAUGCUCGCACGGGUUUGAAGAACUACAUCGCAUCCGAGGACUUGGGUAUCGACAAUUCCGCUUCUCUCCUUAGAAAAGUGUUCGGCAACUGCAUUGAGCUGGGCCGCAGAUAUUCACGCUCCCGCAGAGAUGCCGACUUAUAUGAAGCUCUGAGGCUCCUUGGAACUGGCUUACACACCCUGGAAGACUACCUCGCCCAUAGCAACUAUACGGAGCUUUCUUUGAUCGAGCUUGGCGAGACCAAUGUUUUCCCACAUGUCGGGAGAAACGCAAUGAUUCAACUUCAGGGAGCUAGAAAUUCUGUUUAUCCUAUCGUUACCGGCACAUUUGGCGGUGUGGACUUCCUCCAUAGUGUUAUGGGAGAAAUUUCCGAUAAAGCGACACAGUCAGAAAUUCAAAACCUAGAAGGGAUGAUCGAAGAAUCUGAAAACCAAAAACCACAGGAAGGAUUUCUCCAAGUUCUACUCGAUAAGAUCCCUGAGGGUCUCCUGGGGAGUGAGGACAACACAGAAAAAAUGAAUGAGUUCCAGUCCAACGCUGAAUCUACGAAGCAGCGGAACGAGAACAUUUCUCCUCGCGAACCUGAACAAUGGGCUACUUACAUGAAUGAUGUUCAACAACAAAUGUUCCCACUCCUGGAAUGGCAUGACAACUUGAUGAAAUCGAUCAACAACGCGAUUGAGAAGAUCCCUGCAAUCCCAGAACUGGUUGAGCAAGUGCAGGAACAGAUUACUAUCUUUGUAUUUUCUGUUAUGGCCCCUUACGUUCUCCCGAUUCUCAAACAGGUCAAGGCUGAGCUUGAAAUCGGGUCAUCAGAAGUCAUUCAGAGCAGUAAGGAGGGGCAGUUUAACACAUUCAAUAACGAUCGCUGCACCGACCCCACUCACUCCAUGCUUUCCAAGGAUCAUUUUAGCAACCUCUUGAACGAGCCUGCUGGAAAGGCUGCCUCGGAAGUUGUGAAAUGGGUUGUACCGCAGAUCAUGGAAUGCUGGGAUGACGAGAGCAUCGAUGUUAACCGCACAAUGAAUAGGAUUAUUAAUGGAGUCUUCCACCACCCUGCUCUGCGUCAGUACGGCGAAGAUGGUUCACAAGAGAUGCGUAGAACUAUGUUCGGCGUUAUCGAGAGUUGGUGGAACGAGCAAGGUCGUCGCGGCCAGGACUCACUCCGCCAACAGCUCAGCAGAGAAGGUGUGCGGAAUGGUGAUAACCAUAAGCCCGGCGUUCACGACUCUGGCCACGGCUGCGGCAAGCCCAUGGGCCUCCCUAACCGCAAUCGCCCCGUUCCGGGAGGCGUUCAGGAUUUGUUUGGCCUUCAAGGCUUAGGGGGCAAAUCUUCAAUGAACACGUCAAACAUCGAGAAGAUGGCCUCUGAAGCCGUUGGUGGUGGGCUGAUUGGGAGUUUGGUGGGAGGCAUAGUUGGUGGAGCAACAAGCGGUACAUUCGAAGGACCUGACGACGGUAAGCGCCAUAAGGAGAAAAAGGAGAAAGACCAUCACUCAGACCCUUAUUAUCAUUCUUCUUAUUCCAAGGACAAGGAUUACGAGAAAGAAGAAAAGAAAAAGAAGAAGGAUAAAGAAGAGAAGCGGGAUAAGGAUAAUAAGCAUGAGAAGAAAGAUAAGGAUAAGAAACACAAGAAGGACAAGUACAAGGACGAAGAUGAUAAGGAUAAGGAUGGGGAUAAGAAGGAUAAAAAGGACAAGAAAGCUGACAAGGAUAAAAAAUAUAAAGAAAGUAAGAAAUACAACCACGGCGACGGCUAUCGACGUGAUGAUCGGGGCGGUGGUGGGUACGAAUCAGGAAGGCACCAAAGCGGGGAAUAUGGUCAGCCGCAAUAUGCUGAAACUGGUGGCUAUGGGCGUAGUGAAGAAAGGGGAAGCUCUGGCGGAUACGAAGCGGGAGGAUAUGGUGGCCAUUCUGGAGGCUAUGGUGGCGAGAACCGUGGCUAUGGGGAGAAAGAUUCCAGUAGAUAUGGUGGAGGGUAUGGAGGUGGUGAGUCUCGCGGCUACGGCGGUAGUGAAACUCGUGGCUAUGGCGGUGGCUAUGGAGGCGAGAGCCGAGGAGGUUACGGUUAUCAACAGGAAUCUGAAAGGUCAUCUCACCAGCAUCGUGAGCGCUCUGGGUCUCGCGAAAGAGCUUCCCGCCGUUACGAAAGCGGGCAUUAUGGCAGUGUUGACCGUCGCCAUGGCAGCCGUGACCGCAGCCGUGACCGCAGACGAGAUGGCGAUGAUGAUGACUACCGUCGCCGGUAUAAGAAAGAUGAUGACGACUACGGCGAUGAGAGUAGUAAUGAUGGCUAUGGAAAUAGACAUCAGCAUAAACACCGCCAUCACCGGCGAGAUUCCUGA
Histoplasma mississippiense is the source of this 2832-nucleotide messenger RNA. RefSeq lists its product as hypothetical. The transcript has 8 exons. The record is from RefSeq and is a predicted model, not a curated record. Lineage: Eukaryota; Fungi; Ascomycota; Eurotiomycetes; Onygenales; Ajellomycetaceae. Bases 1 to 2832 code for a protein of 943 amino acids.